AUGGUUACCAAUGAAUCUUACAGAAAAUCUUUCAUCGACUCUUCGAUAAGGAUAGCGAGGCUUUACGGCUUCCAAGGCCUAGACCUUUGUUGGGUUUCAGCAAAUACAAGCUCAGACAUGACCAAUAUGGGAUUACUCUUUCAGGAGUGGCAAGAUUCCGUGAAUUCUGAGGCAAAGAACUCUAGCCAGCAAGAAUUGAUCUUGACUGCUGCAGUUCAAUACUCCCCAGAUGUAGAAAGUGCUUCUUUCCUUGUGGACUCAAUCAGGAGCUACUUGAACUGGGUGCAUGUCAUGGCUUACGACUACUAUAUGCCUGAGUGGUCAGAAAUUACGGGUGCUCAUGCAGCCUUGUAUGAUCCAUCAAGUCAAUUUAACACAGAUUAUGGCAUUGGCGCAUGGAUUGGUAGAGGCUUGUCUGCAAGCCAGUUGGUUCUGGGUUUGCCUUUCUACGGUUAUGCCUGGACGUUAAAGAAUCCCAACUACAGUGCUAUAGGCACACCUGCUACAGGUCCAGCCAUUACAGAUGAUGGAUCCAUGAACUAUAAGGACAUCAAGGGCUACAUUCAGAGAUAUGGAGCUACUGUAAUGUAUAAUGCUACAUACGUAGUGCAAUACUGCAUAGUUGGAUCGACCUGGAUUGGCUUUGAUGAUGUUGAAGUUGUCAAAAUUAAGGUUUCUUUUGUCAAGGAGAUGAAGCUACUUGGUUACUUUGUGUGGCAAGUCCCAUAUGAUGACAAUUGGGAGCUUUCUCGAGCAGCUCAAGAGGAAGAAAACAAUCGACCGUCCGAGAGGCGAUUAUUAGUGAUCAUUUUGACAACUGCUAGCAUUGUUCUACUAGGCCUUGAAUGGUUGUUACAUCUUAAGAUACAGGGUCCAAAGUCAAUCAUAGAGAGGCUGGAGGAGACUUCAACAGCAAUGUUCCUAAUCUGCAAGCUAGUCUUUAGUUUAAGAGACAUUGAGGCAGCUACUGACCAACUUUCAAUUGAAAAUAAACUUGGAGAGGGAGGUUAUGGUCCCGUUUACAAGAAGGCUGCAAGUCUGUUAUCCAUAGCGAUGACACUUUUGCCAAACACCUCUAAGCUUAAGCGGAACAAAGGCAAUUUCAACGGAACAGUGGCACAUGGUGUCUUUGCAAAUUUGUGA
Molecule: messenger RNA, 1143 nt
Organism: Juglans regia (Persian walnut)
Lineage: Eukaryota; Viridiplantae; Streptophyta; Magnoliopsida; Fagales; Juglandaceae
Product: class V chitinase-like
Exons: 4
Coding region: 1-1143 (380 amino acids)
Biological process (GO): carbohydrate metabolic process; chitin catabolic process
Cellular component (GO): extracellular region
Molecular function (GO): chitinase activity; chitin binding
Source: RefSeq, a predicted model, not a curated record